UUAUUGUGGACUGUUGACAAUUCUGUGACAAAUAUGUCGAAUAGAAACAUAUUUGAAUUAGGAGACAGGGGCUUUAAUGUUCCCCAGUGGAUCCAUUAUUUCAAUAAGAUCAAUUCCGAAAGAGAAGCCAGCAGUAGCCGUAGUACCACAAGCGGGUCAGUAGAGAAAUCCAGGUGCUGCUCCAGCAGGUGCGCUGUUUGGUCUUUGGUAACCACUGCUCUGGUCAUCCUUCUACUGGGCACUGCAUUUGUUCCUCUCAUUCUUUACUUAAUAGAAGAAGGUCAAUUUAAAUACUAUAUGGCCACAGCUACAUUAACAUUACAGGGGCAAUAUGACAAAAAUCUUGGUGACCUUAACAGUACUCUCUCUAUAGAGUUCCAGAAGGACUUCUGCAGAACGAUGGGGAAUUCACAGCAAAAUAAAUACACCAAUGACUACAAAGGCUGUUUAGUUACAGAAAUACGGAAUGGUAGCAUCGUAGUGAGUUUCUCAAUGUUCUUUUACACAAAAGUAAUCGUGACCUCUAACAAUGUAAAAACAGAAAUAACCGAAUACUGGAGAAAGCAGCCUAAUAAUGUGACCUUUGCUAAUACAUUCAAUGUGUUAAUUGAAAUAGAAACAUUGGAUGUUGGAGUAAUCCGACAAGAACAAACUGAGUAUGAGUCUCUCACAUCAAAUUCUCAAUUUGUUGGCUCUGCUCUGACAACAACUACCAUUCCACCAACAACUGCAAUUUCUGCAACCCCAGGGGAAAGCUCCUCAACAUCUACAACAGAAGGUAGCACCUCUACUGUUUCGCCCGCUACAACAACUAAUACUCAGGCUGAUACUACAUUAAGCAGCAUAUCAUCUACUCCACCCAUCGCAACAACAGUUACCACACUAACAACUACUUCAGAAAGUGAUACUACAUUACUGGCUUCAUCAACGACCAUUGCUCAAACAACUUCAGAAAGCGACACUACUGAGAGUGGUAUUUCACUUACUUCAUCGAUGAUAGCAACAGUCAUGGCUACAGAAGAGGAUACUUCAGAGAGCAGUACUUCAACUGCUUCACUCAAUACAACCACAGUUACUUCUUCAUCGGAUUCAACUCAGAAUUUUAGCACAUCUACAGUCAUUCAAAACUCUACUACGACAACUCCUCAAAUUUCAUCAACAUCUUUUUCCAACCCUCCUCCAGGCAAUACCACAUAUUUGAAUGAAUCAACCACUCAAACAAGUACCGGUCCUUCCAUCACAAACACAACGACCUCACGUACUACAACAAAUCAAAACGAUAGCACUUCUUCAGUCAUUCAAAAUUCUACAACGACAGCUCCUCAAAUUUCAUCAAAAUCUUCUACCAGCUCUCCUACAGGCAACACCACUUAUUUAAAUGAUUCAUCCACUGAAACAAGUACCAGUGCUACCUUCACAAACACAACACUUGAUUCUCAAGACACAUCUUCUACCAACAUUCCUACAGAUACAUCAAACACAACAUCAGUGCUUCUGGAUUCCACCACUUCCACUAAAGGGGUCAUGGAUACAGAUUAUAACUCUUCUUCAACUUCAGGUCUUCCGGAUGCCUCCACUUCAUCUUCCUGGGAUACAAGUAGCACUUCUCCAACUUCUCUAAAUAUGACUAUUACAACCGUGCAAAAUUCAGAUAACAGCACCAUCACGACAGACUUUUCUGAUUUGAAUAUCACCAGUUCUACAAUUCCUUCUGUUACCGAUGCCUCUAGUGUAAAUAUUUCCACUACAACAGACAGUUUAGCACCCAUGACGUCCACUACCAUCUCUCCCCAACAACUCGCAGCUGUUGCGAUGGAUCCGUCAUAUGGUGAAAUUGGCACUGUGGUACGUCAUACUUGCAGAAUUAAUAUCACAAGUGGUGAUUGGGAGCAGAUAUACCUCAAACAGUAUAGCAGCAACGAGAAUCUAGCAGUUCGUUUUAAAAAUGGCAGUACUGUUACAUACACCAACGACAGCAUUCUGACUCCGGUAUUUGAAGUAGAUGCCUCAAAGAUAAAUGCUUCUGUGACUUUUAACUUAACCGACUUUCCAGAGGAACGCUGCGGAUCUAGACGAUUUGAAUUUGUCUGCAGUGUGCAGAUGAAAACUGGACUUAUCUUCAAUGCUACCGCUAACUUUAAAAUAAUUGCUCCUAUGACACCACCAUCUGUUGCCGUUCGAGCGACCAGAUACGCGAUCAACACAACCAGCAAUGAAACGUUUGUAGGUGUUCUAAUCAGCUGUAAUGUAACGAAAGAUCAGUCUAACGAAUCGGCUCAGGAUGUAGGCAUUCGAAUUUUCAACUCAACUGAUCAUCAAAUCGCAGAAUUUGUCUAUUUUCCUGAAAGAAGCGGAAUUUUUACGCCAAAUUGUGGAGAAUGGGUUUUUGUUAAUGGAAACGAACCCACGGUGUUUUCAUAUCGCUCCGAUUUUAACGGAUCGACGCUUUACUGCUUUUUACAAAACGCUGGAGCAGGAAACAAGGUUGCUUUGAGUAAUAGUGUAACGCUGACUUUUGGUGCCUUAGAAUCUGACAAUACAUGAAAAUACAGUUUUUACUCUCUAGCACAAUACAGAAUAGUAAAAGUGGCACAUUUAUUAAAAAUAAGAGUGUUUAUCAUCAUUUUUUGAGAGUAAAAGGUUGCAGACUUUCUUUGCAAAUUACAUUAUAAUAAUUAUAUCACUAUCAACCUGGAAUGAAAUAAUUCUGAAUCAUUCCAAUCAAGGCUUCCAGAAUUAUAAGUUGGACAUCAUUUCACUAACAUUGACAUUGAUAUUUUAUAUCUCAACCUUCGGUAUUCAAUACUUGCACGAUCAUGUCACAUAUUGAGGUCAUGCUCGGCAACAUACGGUUCAAAUUGAAAAAGUCCUUAUUUUACACCGGAAAAUCCUGAUUAUUAUAUGUGGCCAACUUUAAGAUAAUUGGGUGGAGACCACUAGGUUUUCUAACGUAAGCAUAUU
Saccostrea echinata is the source of this 2961-nucleotide messenger RNA. RefSeq names its product mucin-5AC-like. The coding region runs from base 34 to 2544 and encodes 836 amino acids. The transcript has 8 exons. Lineage: Eukaryota; Metazoa; Mollusca; Bivalvia; Ostreida; Ostreidae. The record is from RefSeq and is a predicted model, not a curated record.